Zalophus californianus (California sea lion) is the source of this 6570-nucleotide messenger RNA. It is a transcript of the gene ECT2L, whose product is annotated as epithelial cell transforming 2 like. The record is from RefSeq and is a predicted model, not a curated record. Bases 18 to 2612 code for a protein of 864 amino acids. Gene Ontology annotation, molecular function: protein binding; guanyl-nucleotide exchange factor activity. Lineage: Eukaryota; Metazoa; Chordata; Mammalia; Carnivora; Otariidae. The transcript has 20 exons.
GAAAAUAAUUUGCUGAGAUGUCAGCUGGGGAUUCUUCUAGAAAAACCUUGGAAAUGGAGUGCUUCCACACAAGAUUCAGUGCCUGGACACCUUUCAGCAACAAGUCAUUAAAUAGACAGCUCUUUCAGGAAAGAGUUGCUCUUAUAAGUCAUUGGUUUGACCUCUGGACCAGCAAGCAACGUCAAGAAUUCUUAUUUACGAUUUUUUUACGAUGCACCAAAUCACAGUUAAGGUUUGUCCAAGACUGGUUUUCAGAAAAGACGCAAGUGGCCAAAGUGGAUUUCUCUACAGUGUUACCACGCUUCAUUUCUCUCUAUAUCUUUUCCUUUCUGAAUCCAAAAGAUUUGUGUGCAUCUGCACAAGUCAGCUGGCCCUGGAAGUUUCUGACUGAACAGGACUGCUUAUGGAUGCCUAAAUGCAUUAGGUUUGGGUGGUUUCUGCCCUAUACACCAGCAGAUAAUGAGUAUGGUGCUUGGAAGCAUCAUUACAUUGCUUGUGUGUCCAGCUUAGAUUGGCUAAUACCUAGGGAAGCCACUGCUAUUUAUGGGACCCUGAACGAACCCAAAACAGAAGAUGAGGAGCUGCAGGAGAGACAAAGAGAAAAGUGCUUAAGAAAAAUAAUUUGGGAAAAAAUUGCACUACGUAAGAAGGAGUUAUUCAAAGUUCGACCCCCUUGGGUGAGUGGAACAUGCUGCUCUAGAUUGUUAAAAUCCAAACGCCAGCCACGUCUCUCCCAGGCUCUGAGGGAUCGAGUGGGAUUACAUGAAGCUUUGGAGAAACAGCUUGUUUUGGCAUCCUUAGAAGCUUUGCCCAAGCGAAGCAAUAUUUCUGGAAGCCAUUCCUACCCUUUAUUAUUGAAGAAAACUUGGCAUGGAGUCCAUAAAAAUGGUAACAGUUCCUCAUAUGCUUCCCAGCCCCACUUCUUAUUAAUAUCAUCUCGGAUUCCUGCAUGCGAGAUGGUGGUGGACAGCAUUAAGGCAGGUAUCAUUUCUGUGGUGUACGAACAUAGCGGCUUAACCUUGGAGAGCCUGCUUUAUCUCAUAGAAAAAGCUCUGGACGGGCAGAAGGUACAGAGUAUGGGGAUAUUUAGUGAUGGAGACAGCAGAGAAAUCAAUUUACUCCAAGGUUAUAAAAUUGGUAUUAAAAAUUUGUUGAAGCCUGAAGUGAGAGACUUCUGGGAGAAACUAGGAGGCUAUGUGGCCUCUGAAGAAGAAGGGGGUCACGUGGACCUCUUUGUACCACUUGGAGCAUCAGAGGCAGGAAUGGAAUUUCUUUCCCAGUUGUCUCGACUAACUGGCACGUUCUUUACUGCCCCUACUGGAAUUGCAACUGGCUCUUACCAACACAUUCUUAGUGAUUGGCUGGGAAGACCGUGGGAAAGCGCUCCCUGUUCCAUCUACUUCAGUGAAUCAAAGCUGCAGAUGUGGUCCAGUUUCACGGAUAUUCUGGAAGACACCUUGAAAUCAGUAAGGAAACAGUUAAGUCCUCUCUUCAAGGAGUUGCGAAAGAACAUCAGUGCCAGGAUAAUAGGGCAACUUACUUUUGACAACAUGAGUAUGGCUAACAUUCUGAAUAACCAAGAAAUGGCACAAGCUCUGGCAGAUGGAUUGAUGGAACUUACAAAAGAUAAUUCUGACAAACCUCUGGAGUUUCUGUCAGAUUUUCUGCUGAAGAAAUGUGGUAAAGGGAGCAAGGAUUUUGAAGAAAACAUUCCGACAAAACGUGAUGCAAAGGCCGCAUUCAGUUUACCCCCUCAGGAAAGAAAUGUUCUAGAAGAUAACCCUCGGGACACAAAAUCAAGUCUCAGCAAAAACGAUCCAAAUUUGGAGAUGCUGGUUAAGCUGGAGAGAAAGCUCCAGAUGGACUCAGCUGAAAAGCGAUCGAGAGUUGUCGGGGAACUCUUAGAGAGCGAGAGAAAAUACGUACAGAUGCUGGAAAUUGUGAGAGAUGUCUACGUAACGCCCCUGAAAGCAGCGUUGUCAUCAAACAGAGCGAUUCUCAGUGCUGCAAACAUCCACAUCAUUUUCUCUGAUAUUUUGCAGAUUUUAAGUCUCAACAGGCAGUUUCUAGACAACCUGAGAGACAGACUGCGGGAAUGGGGCCCAGGCCACUGCGUGGGAGAAGUAUUCCUCAAGUUUGGAAGCCGGUUGAACACAUACACCAAUUUCUUCAACAAUUACCCGGUUGUUCUGAGAACUAUGGAGAAGUGCAGAGAAAUGAUACCAGCAUUCCGAGCUUUCCUGAAGAGACAUGAUAAGACCAUUGUGACCAAAAUGCUGAGCCUUCCGGAGCUGCUUUUGUACCCAUCACGAAGAUUUGAAGAAUAUGUUAAUCUUCUCUAUGCUUUGCGGCUUCACACUCCCGCAGAACACGCUGACCGUGGGGACGUGACCACUGCAACUGACCAACUCAAAAAAUAUAAAAGUUAUAUAGAUCAGAUGAAGCAAAACAUCAGUAUGAAAGACCAGCUGUCAGAAAUACAGAGAAUAGUCUGGGGAUGCCCGACUCUAUCAGAAGAAAACAGAUAUCUGAUUAGGGUCCAAGAUGUAGCCCAACUUAACUGCUGUGAUGAGGCAGUAAGUUUCUCUUUAAGAAACACCAGUUCUCAUUGAUGUGACUUUCAGCCUGCUGGUUUUUAAAUUGGCUUUUGUUGUUGUUCCUCCUUUCCUCACUUGAUGCCGAGGCGACAAAAGGUGGAGCCCUCUAGGACUGGCGAACGGUGGCAUGGCCUUGAAUCACCAAAGGGAGACAUCCACUUCUCAGACCAAGUCCUCUUGAGGAAAAUCCCUAUUACACUGCCAAAAAAGCAAACUGUGAACUUUCUUUUUGCCUUACCCAAAGGGACCUACAGUCAGUUACCGGGGCAGCUAUGUACUGGGGACUUCCCAGGGAUACUGGACUCUGGCUCUGAAUUGACAGCCUGGCAAUUCAGAAAGUCACUGUACUCCUCAGGUCAGAGUGUGGAUGUUUAGGAGCUACAGUUUUGGCUCAGGACAGCUCAGAGAACCUAUGGCUCACUGUUGUCUGCUUAUGCCUAACAUUGUAAAAUUCCUUUCAAGGUUUUAUGUAUUUAUAGAAGUUGGGUACUUCAUCGUUUUGGCAGUCUGAUACAAUAAACAACAAUAAAACACUUCUAGAAUGAUGUUAGGAAUUUAAACUAUAAUAGACCUAUUACAUUUUGCUGAGUCAUUUGACCUAUUUCUGAACAAGAAAAGAAAUCCUAUCCAACCAAAUUCAGGGAAAAAAACUCUACCCUUGGAGCUGGUUCUUUUGAAUGAGCAGAAGUAGCUUUCUGAAACCCUAUUAGGAUCCAUGGUUUCCACUUCAGUUGCUCUAUUAUGUCAAUAUGAGAGGUGAAAUUACUUACUUUUACGUAUGUAGAAGAAUUAUUAAGUUUUUUAAAAAUGGUUCUGGUGUUUCUUGUCUUUGGAUGAAAAUUGUUGGAGAUCUCGAGGGGACUGAUUGAUUGAUUGAUUAAAAGAUUUUUAUCCACUCAUUUUAGGGAGGGAGAGAGAGAGAGAGAGAGAAAGAGAGUGAGCAGUGGGAGGAACAGAGGGAGAGUGACAAGCGAACUCCACGCUGAGCCUGACGCAGGGCUGGAUACCACAACCCUGAGAUCAUGACCUGAGCCAAAAUCAGGAGUGGGACGUUUAAUUGACUGAGUCACCCAGGAGCCCCUGGAGGGGCUUAACUUAGUAAAUGGCUUUUGAAAACCAUUUUUCUAGAUAGAACUCGGAUUUAUUUUAGAUAGCAUUCUCAUAAUCAGAUCGAAAUAAUGAAAACCUAUGUGUGUUUUCAAGCCUCUUUCCCUGCUCAUGUCCUCUGAUUACAAGUGGCCUCAACUUCGAGUUAAUCUCCCCUUCCCUGGGCCAAACACCCACUCGCUCUGCGUGGGUCACAAAACUGGGAUUCUUUGAUUUACCUCUACUCUGUGUUACACCUUCCAAAAGAAAAAAAAAUGAUUAUUUACCUUUCAAAGCCACUUCUUUAAAGCAAACUUGUGUGCACAUUCUCUGAUAAUUCAGAUAUAACAGCAAAAUUUUAUUAUAGCUUUGAACAUUUUUUUAAACUGGUAUGAUAGGAGAAAUAAUUAUUCUCAUAAGUAAUGUGGUAAAAUUGCCAAAAAAGGGCAAGAAUACGGAUGGGAGUGGCCAUUUACCACAUACAGACCAUUACACAUAGAUUGAAAUAUCUCCUUUCUUGCUUCCUCUCUCUCUCAUCCCUAGUUCUGUAUGCACCAUUAUUGUCAGAAUACCCUAUCAACUUGAUCUAGAAUAUUGUUUCUUGCAAGAUGUCAGUAUAUGUGAAGCAUCCCACUCCUUCCAGCCUAAAUCAUAACCACAUAGAGAUGGGAAGGAAAUGCACGAAAAAGGAAAAGGUGGCUGUAGGGGCUGGGUGACCACUGCCUUUCUAUUUAUUCACACACCUAACAGAGCUGGUACCUGCCUAACACGCUCCGAAUAGCUGAACCUGAAAUACAGUACUCCUCAAAAAUGUUUAAGUCCUGGAUCCAGUCCUUUGCCUAGCAUGACAUGGUUGUAACAGAUGAUUUAAAUGCCUCACUCCUCAAAAUGUGGUCUGCACAUCAGCAUCGUCAGGGAGCUAUUAGAGAUGCAGAAAACCUCAGGCUACUCUAGUUCUACUGCAUCAAAAUUUGCAUUUUAACAAAAAUCUCCAGGUAAUUUAGCGGGACAUUAGAGUUUGUACUAUGUACAAGUCAGAGCCAUUAUCAUACAUAAAGUGGACUCUAAAUGGUAAUUAUAGCAGGUUUUAUGGACAGUCUUCUGAAGGUUUUUGAUAAAAAUACAUAAAACCUUUGACGAAUCAAUCCUACCCCCCCAGAAGCCUAUCUGAUAGAAAUAACAACACGUGUAAGGGAUUUGAUUAUAAAUAAAGAUCAGUUUAUUCGAAUAUUGCCCAUAGUGGCCAUAAAGAGCUAAUUAAAGGAAGGAGAGAGAAAGGGAGAAGGGGAGGAAAGAGACCCAAGCCUGUAAACAAAACCAGUGGGCAUCAAAAGGGGAAGAGUUGAAUAAAUGAUGAUCUACACACACCGUAAAGUAUUAUUUGGCCACUAAAAAAAGAGAAAAUUAAAGCAGCACCUGGGUGGCUCAGUUAAGCAUCUGACUCGUGAUUUCAGCUCAGGUCACGAUCUCAGGGUCCUGGGAUCAAGCCCUGCAUCAAACUCCAUGCUCAGUGUAGGGUCUGCUGGAAAUUCUCUCUCUCUGUCCCUCCCAUCACGUUCUCUCUUUCAAAAUAAAAGAAUCUUAAAAAAUAAAUAAACAAAUAAAGCCAUGCCAGUUAACUUGAAGUGAUUUCCAUUGCUAAGCGAGAAAAGCAGAAAAAAAGUGUGGAUGUUACCAUUUUUGUAAAAUAAUGGCAACCUACCUGUAAAUAGAUGUGUAUACAUGUACAUAUGUGUGUGAUUACCUGAGCAAGUAAGAAAACAAAGACAGGUACUAGUUUGGUAACUUGGGUGGCCUGGGUGCAGGAAGGAGGGAGCCAAGCAAAAAGAAAAAGUGAAACAAAAAUGGACACUUAAUAAAGCCAGUGGUAUGGAUUGAUGCCACUUUAGCAUUUAUGUAAAAGUUUAUGUAGAUUUAAAUUGACAAUUUAAAAAAUAAACAAAGCUAGUGAAGAUAAAAAAUGAGACUUCCUCUGUUCAUCAAGCUAGUAAAUGGACUCCCUUCCUUAGAGUAACUGAGGGUUGUUUGAUGCUUCUAGAGAAAAAAUGUUUGGUUACCCUCCAACCAAACACUGAGCUAUCUUCACUUAGCCACUCCUGGAGUGGGGGGAGAGGGGCUGAGGACACUGCGGUGGGUGGGGGGAGGGCUCCCCUAGCUCCUCCCCAACAUGUUGCUUGACUCCCCGGUGAGUACUCACACAAGCAAACCCAUACUAGAGUACAUUGGCGCCUACCAAGCUGGAGACCCGGCUCCAGCAACACAGCAGCCUAGAGUGUAAUAGAUGGAGGUUGAGGGCACGACAUUUUGCCUGCUGAUAAACAUGCCUCAGUUGACCAUCAUAGCAAUCUCAGUGAAAAUGAAGAGUUACUUCUCACCUUUCAUACUGAUGAAGUGUAUUAUCUAUUGAUUUCCCUCCAACCAAAAUUAGAAAAAUUCUAAUUUCCUACCUAGUUCCUUUAACCUUCAGUUAAAUGCUUUUCUUUUCCCUGCUUUGUACUUAAGAUACCUUGGGCCAUAUUGGUUCUUGUACUUUUCUCUACCCCAACCUGUUACACUUGAAGAUGAAACCAAACCAAACCAAACUUACUUUCCCCAGAUUGCCCAAAUACAUCAGAUACAAAAUACAUUUGACAGAAGUUUAACACAGCUCUAGCAUAAUUCAUGUUGUAAAGGAGGAAAAGUUCAAUGUCUCUUUCCCCCACAUCCCCACAUUGAAUGUUUGUCCAGUGGCUAAGUUCAAACCAUUCCACCAGGAACCUUGAGACCCACCCACAGCAGUGGUCUGAGAGACAGAAGGGAGUAUUCACACCAGGAGAAAAACUACUGAGAACUCCAAUGAGCCAUUCCAACCUGUCUGUAGUGGGCAAAAGCCUCAACUAUUGGCUUA